Lepisosteus oculatus (spotted gar) is the source of this 2546-nucleotide messenger RNA. It is a transcript of the gene rtcb, whose product is annotated as RNA 2',3'-cyclic phosphate and 5'-OH ligase. Lineage: Eukaryota; Metazoa; Chordata; Actinopteri; Semionotiformes; Lepisosteidae. The record is from RefSeq and is a predicted model, not a curated record. Gene Ontology annotation, cellular component: nucleus; tRNA-splicing ligase complex. Gene Ontology annotation, molecular function: RNA ligase (ATP) activity. Gene Ontology annotation, biological process: tRNA splicing, via endonucleolytic cleavage and ligation.
UGCAGGGUUUUACGUCACUGUGCUGUGGCAUAUAAUAUAUACUUCAGCUUUAAAGAAGACACGCGUUUUGUGAAAUACCAAAAGAUAAAAUGAGUCGGAGCUACAAUGAUGAGCUACAGUAUUUGGAUAAAAUCAGCAAGAAUUGCUGGCGGAUCCGAAAAGGAUUUGUACCCAACAUGCAGGUGGAAGGUGUUUUCUAUGUGAACGAUCCUUUGGAGAAGCUGAUGUUUGAGGAGCUCCGAAAUGCCUGUCGAGGGGGAGGCUUCGGUGGAUUUCUUCCAGCAAUGAAGCAGAUUGGCAAUGUUGCUGCACUGCCAGGAAUUGUACACCGAUCUAUUGGUCUCCCUGAUGUCCACUCUGGAUAUGGCUUUGCAAUUGGCAAUAUGGCAGCAUUUGAUAUGAGUGACCCCUGCGCUGUAGUUUCCCCAGGUGGCGUGGGUUUCGACAUUAACUGCGGGGUCCGGCUGCUGCGCACCAACCUGGACGAGGGGGAUGUGCAGCCGGUGAAGGAGCAGCUCGCACAAGCCAUGUUCGACCACAUACCUGUAGGCGUGGGCUCGAAGGGAGUCAUCCCCAUGGGCGCCAAGGACCUAGAGGAAGCGCUGGAGAUGGGAGUGGACUGGUCCCUGCGGGAGGGCUACGCCUGGGCAGAAGAUAAGGAGCACUGCGAGGAGUACGGCAGGAUGCUGCAGGCCGAUCCAACCAAGGUCUCCUCCAAGGCCAAGAAGAGAGGCCUUCCGCAGCUGGGAACCCUUGGUGCUGGGAACCACUAUGCAGAGAUCCAGGUGGUAGAUGAAAUUUACAAUGAUUAUGCAGCCAAGAAAAUGGGCAUCGAUCACAAAGGACAGGUGUGCGUCAUGAUCCACAGUGGGAGCAGAGGCCUUGGGCAUCAGGUAGCAACAGAUGCCCUGGUGGCGAUGGAGAAGGCGAUGAAGAGGGACAAGAUUACCGUGAAUGACCGCCAGCUGGCCUGUGCCCGGAUCACGUCUGAGGAAGGCCAGGACUACCUGAAGGGAAUGGCGGCAGCAGGAAAUUACGCCUGGGUCAACCGCUCGUCCAUGACCUUCUUAACCAGACAGGCUUUUUCGAAGGUGUUCACCACCACCCCCGAUGACCUGGACAUGCACGUGAUCUACGACGUCUCUCACAACAUCGCUAAGGUGGAGGAGCACAUGGUGGACGGGAAGCAGAAGACGCUGCUGGUGCACAGGAAGGGGUCCACCAGAGCCUUCCCUCCACACCACCCCUUGAUCGCUGUCGAUUACCAGUUGACCGGACAGCCAGUUCUCAUCGGUGGCACCAUGGGAACCUGCAGCUAUGUUCUGACAGGAACUGAGCAGGGAAUGACGGAGACUUUUGGCACCACCUGCCAUGGAGCUGGCCGAGCUCUUUCUCGUGCGAAAUCACGUCGUAACCUGGAUUUCCAAGAUGUUCUGGACAAACUGGCAGACAAGGGCAUCGCCAUAAGAGUUGCCUCGCCUAAGCUUGUCAUGGAGGAAGCACCGGAAUCAUACAAAAACGUGACGGAUGUUGUGAACACUUGCCACGAUGCUGGAAUUAGUCAAAAAGCCAUCAAACUGAGGCCCAUUGCUGUUAUCAAGGGAUAAACACUUGAACAGUGCUGAAUUUAUUGAAAGGUUUGGGAUUGAAUUGCUUCAUGCGCAAGUUACCAGGGAGGCUGUAUGAUUUUGAGUUGGUGGGGAAAAUAGAAAAGUCUAUGAGAUUUUUAAAAUGAAAUUUAAUGUUGGAUAAAGAUAAUUGACUUCUUUAAAGCCACAAUGUGCAGUUUUGUUUGAAAUGCCUGUUGCAGAGAAUUUGUGUUUGGCAGAAUACACAGAAAUGAAAUGUGAGGUUUUCCGAGUGGAAUUUUGCAAUAUAUGUUCUUAUAAAUGAGACUAAAACCAGAGUAAACGGAUACCUGAUUAUGUUGAUUAAACUUUAAGAUAAAUAUUUUUUUUUCCCUUGUUAAAAUUGUGGCUGCAAAAUUGGACCACUGUAUUUCAUGGCAUAACCAGAAGUAUGCUACAACUUGUUAAUUUAAAUCUAUAUAUCUGAAAAUCUUGAUUACUUAAAAGGGUGGUGUUUAUGAAGUGCUUCAGAACGUCUUGCUCCUUUGGUGCAUGAAUCAUUUUUCCAGGAGUGGGCUACACUCCCUAUGUCUUCCUCUUGUAGCCCGUCUUGUGUUCUACAUGAUGCCCGCUCAUUUGCUUGCAGUCUGUAGUCAUGGAUUUUCAGACAUGGAACUGUACUGCAAAAGUGAAUGAGUUCUGUUAAGUUUUAGAACAGUUUAAGAUCACCAAAACAUCACAUACUGUAAUAUGUUCUGUUGUCAGCUUCUUUACCAGAAAUAAAACAAGAGUUGAUAGUAACAUGGGCAGAGGGUGUGUCCCACAUCCAACUUCACAAUGAAAAAUGAGAUUUUUUUUUUUUUCCUCUGAAUUGAGAGGCUGUGACCCUGGUGAAUGUUUCUGUUCAGAGUUUACAGCAUAGGCUGGGUCGACAGUAAAAAUGGUGUGGGCUUAAAAUAAAACCAAUUGAGUAGCAAA